Fibroporia radiculosa is the source of this 2037-nucleotide messenger RNA. RefSeq lists its product as uncharacterized. The coding region runs from base 1 to 2037 and encodes 678 amino acids. The record is from RefSeq and is a predicted model, not a curated record. Gene Ontology annotation, molecular function: protein binding. NCBI's taxonomy places the organism in Eukaryota, Fungi, Basidiomycota, Agaricomycetes, Polyporales, Fibroporiaceae. The transcript is spliced from 5 exons.
AUGCAAUUGAACUGCGUGUUUGGUGGAGCGAUCUCAAGCUCCACACAGCGGUGGAGUGACAAUACGCUGGUUUGCCUCUUGCCGCCCAGCACUAACCCGGGAAGUGUACCUGUAUGGUUUGAUGGCAUGGCAAAGGAGGAGGAUGGCACAGCGCCGUGCAUUUUCACUUACAAAGAUGAAACGGAUCGAGCCCUUAUGGAACUUGCUCUCCAGGUUGUCGGAUUGAAGAUGACAGGCAAGAUUGAAGAUGCGAGGAAUGUUGCCAUGCGCAUCGUUGGUAAUCCGGAUUCCGACACUUCGGGAAGCACAGCUCAGGUGGACAAUGCCAUGCAACUGGCAAACACGGUCGAGUCUACCCCUGAUUUCAGGCGUCUUUUAGUGAGUCGAACGCGCAACAACGGCGACUUUGAAAGGGUUCUCCUUGAAUUUCUCUCUGUUAUCGACGUCCCUAUCGAUGGUCCCACUGAGUCGUUGUCUCCUUCGAUCUCCUAUCGAAGCCCUAGCGGUCAAACCCUUUUGCAUCUUGCGACUAUGGCCAAGUUCCCGGCUCUCGCUAAAUUCUUGGUUUCGCAUAAUAUUGACAUAGAUGCCCGGGAUAAGAAUGGCUGCACGGCACUUUUCGUUGCUGCUCUUGUCCAAUCUACGGAUUGCGCGAGGGUUCUUGUCGAAGCCGGCGCGGCCCUCGAUAUCGUCAAUGCGCUAGGGAAGACGCCCGCCGAAGUUGCUCCGAAUGGAUUCUUCGACUUCGCUUUGAUUGACAGCGGCUCUGAAAACGGCCGUAGCUAUGGGCACGAGGACGAAGAGGAAGCUGCUUGGGGUGACGCGGAGGAGGAGGAGGAAGACAAUAUUAGGACGAAGAGCAUGACCUGGUAUCGCGAUGGGCGCAAGUCAACUUUGCGGAAGCGGCGAUCAUGUCAUACCCUUCGAAACGCCGAUUCCAAAUUGCAACCAGUAUCUCCAGUUCAGCCAGACGAGAAGAUUUUUGAAGCAGGCCUACCGGAUGAGAAACAAGUCGCAUCUUUCAUGGAGACAUUUUCGCGCACGCUAGCUCAGUGGCAAACCCCACAAGGCAUGAUUCCCAAUUUCCCCCUCCUUCAUCUACCCGCCAUCCCUGCUUGGAAUGCCCUUUCUCAGAUGCCUGCCGUCUUCCCUGUGUUUGUUCCCAUGCCUGCCUUGUCCGCUUUAUGGGGAGAAAGGCGCGCUGAGGGAAAGCGGACGGAUGAAGACGAGAAGAGUGUCAAUACCUCCCCGAUGAUACAGGAAUGGCGAGCCUUCUGGGAGAAGUGGUUGACGCAAUCCGCCAUGCCUCCACAACAGGGCGAGAACGUGACAGGUGCCCCUGCUGAGCAGAGCGAAGAUGUCACCGACGCUCCUCCAGCCUAUUCUCCAAGAGAUUCUGACCCUGUUGUGUUAUCGUCGAAACACGUAGAUGACACACCGUCGGCCAGUGCUACAACACAAGAUUCUGAGCCUGAUCAAUCAGUUAUUCGCAUCAGCUAUGAUUCGCUUCCAAUCCGUGAACAAGACGUUCAGACUCACGCUCAACGCUCAGCGCAUAAAUCUUCGCGCAAGCAGCAUGAUCGUAUGCUUAUUUUAUUUUGGAUCCCGAUUCUCUUCAUUGGUGUCAUGUGGGCCCUUUUCCAUUUCAUUCGUGUUGCGUUCCAUGCAACUCGGGCUCUGUUGACUCUCAAAGCUGGUAUCAAGUCCGAACAUGCCAUGCUUCUGUUGGAUCUCCUCUCCCAGAUGGUGCAAGGAAAGGUCUACUCCCAUGAACAGAUGGCUGAAAGGUUGCGCGAACUGGACUGCACUGAAGAACAGGUCCAGGACUGGAAGAAUGACAAUCGAGGAGACCAUACAGUGCACAUUGUAAUUGUCUUCGAAGACCUUGCGCGAUUCCUUUGGUUCUCGCUGCGAGACUUGGAGCGUUACAAGAAGAACCCUCAGGAGUCUGCCGAACUCGCUGCUAAUUGGGACCAGAUGUUCGCAGCAGUCAUUGAGCAAGGUCCAGAGAGACUCGAGGCUUCUGGAAGCAAUUAG